Australozyma saopauloensis is the source of this 1443-nucleotide messenger RNA. Its product is annotated as alpha-ketoacid dehydrogenase kinase family protein. Gene Ontology annotation, molecular function: pyruvate dehydrogenase (acetyl-transferring) kinase activity. The record is from RefSeq and is a predicted model, not a curated record. The transcript has a single exon. Bases 1 to 1443 code for a protein of 480 amino acids. NCBI's taxonomy places the organism in Eukaryota, Fungi, Ascomycota, Pichiomycetes, Serinales, Metschnikowiaceae. Gene Ontology annotation, cellular component: mitochondrion. Gene Ontology annotation, biological process: protein phosphorylation; regulation of glucose metabolic process.
AUGACCAGAGUUGGCCUCAGAUUCACUGGGCAGUGCCGAAAAUACUCGCUGCCCAAAUUCUCUUCGCCCAUAACAUCCCAUUCAUACAUAGAUGAUGAUUUUCUCUCGCUAGUCAGCAAAGAGAACAUCACCAAGCACAUCCAUGAUCUAGGCGCUUAUCCGUCCUUCUCCAACAUCUUGACCCCACAGCAUUUCUACCAAAAUGAGGUACUAUUGCAAUAUUCGCAGAAACUGCCGCAUCCUGUCUCUUUGCGUCAGUUGGCCGGCUACGGUCGGCAACUCACCAAACAGAAGGUUUUAGCGUCUGCCAACUUUGUACGUCUCGAGCUUCCAAUCAGAUUGGCAAUGAGAAUCAGAGACUUACAAACGCUUCCUUUUGGUGUAGUCAAUAAUUUCCAUUUGGCACAGAUUUAUGAAAGUUACUAUCACCUGUUCAAUGCUUUCCGCAAGAUACCCACGAUCAAUACUCUUGGUGAAAACGAAGAGUUUUGUACCGUCAUCAGCGCCAUUCUAGAUCAGCAUGUUUUCAACUUAUCCCAUUUGAUGAUGGGUGCGUUGGAAUCAACCAUUUUCAACAAUCUUCAGCAGGAGGAUCUUGAUGCAUUCAUGAGUUCCAUGCUCCGUUCUCGUAUUAGUAGAAGAGUCAUUGUAGAAGAACAUUUGUCACUCACUGAGAUCCACAAAAAAUCACCUAAGCAAGAAAACCCACCUGACUACAUUGGUGAGAUUUUCCAAAGUUGUAAUGCUGAGGAACACUUCGGAAUCGUAGGCAAAUUCAUUGCUGCUUCCAUGGCUGAGUAUUUCCCUCACCCCGAGCUCAUGCCUGAUCUCAUAAUUGAGGGCGAUAAAAACGCAACUUUCCCAUUUAUGGUACCUCACCUUCAUUAUCUUUUUGGAGAGAUUUUGAGAAACUCUUUCGAGGCCACUAUCAAAACUCAUGGACAUAACAAGCACAAGCUUCCGCCCGUGAAGAUCACAAUAAUCGACUCGAAGAAAAACGUCAUGUUUAGAAUCUCCGAUAAAGGUGGUGGAAUCGCACACAGCAAACUUAAAUCUAUUUGGUCGUUUGGAAAGUCUCCCGAGUUAGCAAGAGAGUCUCUCGCAAACUUCCACCGUAUCCCUGGUCUCCAAUUGUAUUCAAACCUCCAAGUGACCUCUGCGGGCUCAUCGAUUGUCGAAACACAACUGAAUGGUCUAGGUCUCACAUCCGUUGGAGACAUUAACAAGAUAUCUACCCUUACUAAGAAGUCCACUCUCGAGCUGUUGAUCACCAGGCCAUACAAGUUCAAAUUGGGCCUUGGCUUGCCUAUGUGUAAGGUAUAUGCUGAUUACUGGAAUGGUGAUCUCUCUAUGAAUUCUCUAGAAGGCUACGGAAGUGAUACUUGCUUGACUUUGAGUAAGCUUGGUCUCCAUUCCAACGUUGUACAAUUAGACAGAGCAUGA